Molecule: messenger RNA, 1688 nt
Organism: Elaeis guineensis (African oil palm)
Lineage: Eukaryota; Viridiplantae; Streptophyta; Magnoliopsida; Arecales; Arecaceae
Product: cyclin-D2-1
Source: RefSeq, a predicted model, not a curated record
UAUAUAAAAACCCCGAAGAGAAACAUCUCUUCCUCAUUCGGUCCGCGUUGAGCAUCUUCUCGUUCCUUAACCGGCCGUCAAAAGCCAACUAACACUGCUCUAGAGAAAGCAAGCGAGCGAGUGCGUCUCAGUGACAGAGAGAGAGAGAGAGAGAGAGAGGGCCCUUUCUCUCUCCUCCUUUCUUCUCUUCCAUGCCCAAACCCAUCACCGCGGCCGCCGCUGCCGCCGGCUACUCCGCCUCACGCCGGACCACCCGCCUCCAGCCCCGCCGCCGUUUACCCGGCCCGGAAAACGCGAAUGUCACCCCCUUGACCACCCCGUUCCCUUUAUCAGCUGUUCCUUCUCUCUCUUCUCCUACUUCUGAUGGCGCUCUCUCCGGAGCUCCUCUCCGCGUCCUCUAAUCUCUUCUGCGCCGAGGACGCCGAUGAUGUGGCCUCCUGGGACGACGACGGCGCCGCCGACAACGACGGCGAGUGGGCCCUCCCGGUUCACUCCGGCGACCGCCCCGUCGCCGCCCUCCUCGCAGCGGAGCCCGAUCACAUGCCCCGCCCUGACUAUCUCUCCCGUUUGCACGCUCGCUUCCUUGACGCCAUCGGUCGCCAGGACGCUAUCAACUGGAUCCUCAAGGUGAACGAGUUCUACCGCUUCCGCCCGGUGACGGCGUACCUCUCCGUCAACUAUCUCGACCGAUUUCUCUCCUCGAAUAGCCUUCCGGGGCAGGACGGGCAGAGGAGCGGGUGGCCGAUGCAGUUGUUGUCGGUGGCGUGCGUGUCGGUGGCGGCGAAGAUGGAGGAGACGCACGUGCCACUGCUGCUGGACCUCCAGAUCCUGGACCCGCGUUUCGUGUUCGAGCCCCGCACCGUUCGCCGGAUGGAGCUCCUCCUCAUGGCCGCCCUCCGCUGGCGGAUGCGCUCCGUCACACCCUUCGACUUCCUACCCCACCUCGCCACCGCCUUGCUCCCCUCCGCCUCCGCUUCCGCCUCCGCCGCCUCCCUCCUGUCCCGCGCUGCCGAUCUCAUUCUCAGCACCCACCGUGUGGUGGAUUUCUUGGGCUACCGGCCGUCGGCCAUCGCCGCCGCGGCCAUCCUCUGCGCGGCGGACGAGAUCGCCGAUUUCCCGGCCGGCGACGACGGCGAUCCAUCGAGCCGCUUCGACGUGUGGGUCAGCAAGGAUCAGGAGACGGUGAGUGGGUGUCGCCAGCUAAUGGAAGAGUACCUGAUCGACACGUGCCCAUCGGCUGGGCGAGAGAAGCCGCGGAGAGAGCUGCCGAUGCCGCAGAGCCCGGUCGGCGUUUUGGACGCCGCGGCCUGCGGCAGUUGCGACACCCAGAAGUCCGCCGCGCCUCUCACCGAGCUGGCCCGCGCCGAGCCCCUCCCCAAGCGCCGGCGCCUCGCCGAGGGCCGUUGUACAGAGAGUAUAGAUACAGGCGAUGAUGGUAAAAAUCUCUGAAAACAGAGAUUAGAAUCCCUCCCACCACCCCCCCCCCCCCUCCCCACCAACUCCCUCCCCCCUUUCUUUUUGUCUCUUUAGGAGAGAGAAACUGGUAGCUCCUUUUAUGAUAUAUAUUAUAUAUAUAGAAUAUUUUGGAUGCGAGGUUAGCUUAGGGCUCUCAGCCGGAGACUGUUGUGCUGCUCUUUUUGUUCGUAUAUCUAUUUUAUAAAAUAAUUCUUUCGACAAGAGAUUAAGAG